Molecule: messenger RNA, 2335 nt
Organism: Didymodactylos carnosus
Lineage: Eukaryota; Metazoa; Rotifera; Eurotatoria; Philodinida; Philodinidae
Source: the annotation of a GenBank genome assembly
AUGUACAUUAAUACACCUGGCGCCAGUCCUGGCACUCGCAGGAAAUCAGGCACAACAUCCGAGGUGGGGAAGGUAAACGUGUCGCUUGACUGUCACUUUGAAGGGGAUACCUUCUUCUAUCACAGUGUGGAAGAAAAUCAAUACAAACCUAUUGAAAAUACACACGGCAUGGUUUUUCAAGGAUCUCCUAGAAAACCUGUUUCAGAAAACACUUACGGAAAAGUUUAUGUUUUUGAAAACAUGUCAGCAACUCUCCUCUUCUGCAUGGCGAAGGUCGAAGCUCUCUAGCUACUUUCUAUCAAAUGUUUUUCAAAAAACAUCCGAGUCUAUUCUUUUUUGUUUUAUUAAAUUUAUCAUUUAACCACGGAAAAUAUAGGAAGUAUACGAACUAUUCGUAAUCGUUAAACUAUAGUAAAAUUACGAAUAGUUUCUGUAGUUCUUAUCGUUUUGCAAUUACCAAUAGUUCCUAUAGUUCCUAUGGUCUUGAAAUUAGGCAUAGUUCGUAUAGUUCCUGUAGUUUCUAUAGUUUCUAUGCUUUUGCAAUUACGAAUGAUUCCUACAGUUCCCAUAGUUUUGAAAUUCCGAAUAGUUUUUACUUAUAGUCCAACCGUUGUAAGGCUACCAAUAGCCACGUGGCGCCAGUCCUAGGACUGUGAGGAAAUCUGGCACAACACCCGAGGCCGGGAAGAUCAAGGUGUCGCCUGACUCUCAUUUUGAAGGGGAUACCUUCUGCUAUCAUACCGUGGAAGAAAAUCAAUACAAACCUAUUGAAAAUGUUUUACACACGGCCUGGUUUUCCAAAGAUCUCCUAGAAAACCUGUUUCAGAAAACACUUUCGGAAAAGUUUAUAUUUGUGCAAACACGUCAGCAACUCUCUUCUUCUGCAUGACGAAGGGCGAAGCUCUUUAGCUACUUUCUAUCAAAUAGUUUUCAAAAAAGAUCUGGUUUCCGGCCAUUUUCUCAUUAACAAUUCGUCGAAAAAGAACAGUGAAGGGUGGGUUUUGUCGAGCUCAAUGAGUUCUGCAUGGGUCCAAGGAGAAGGAAGUUGGAUCCAGUGAUGGGGCGAAUCACGACGGGAAAUAUGGAAAGAUUUUAAAAAACAGUGAUUUUUUAGGUUAGAAUUCCGAUUAUUUUCGUUUUUUGCCUGGUUUGCUGUAAUGAAUUUUCGAACCUAAUAUGUGCGUUUUGUAGAGCUCAUCGAGUUCUGCUUGGGUCCGGUUACGGAGCGAAUCCAUUCAGGAAAUAUUCGAAUUCUGACCUAAGAUAUAAUCAUUUUUGUCUGCCACUACAGAUAAAAAUUGAGUUACCUGACAAGUAUUUGUCCAAUACAGCUACGAAGGCAAACUUUUAAAACAAUAUUUUAUAGUUCAUUGUGUAGCCCUUUCAAUUCUAUGUAUAAACGAUUCCGGGUCUGAGUGCGCUAACGAUAUCCUGCGUGAGUGAAUAAUACAAACACUUCACUGCCCUUUUGUAUUAAUAGCCGAUGUAUUUAUAAUUAACAGGAAAUAGGAGAAAGACGUUUUAGCUCUAAAUACAAGGGCACGCCACCGGCUACCAUAUGAAAAAAAGCACUUAUUUUGUAACCAAACUGGAAUGUUGUUGAUGAGUUCUAGUAGAAUUUUGCCAGAACUGAGUAAAGCUGGCGUAGGAUGCAACUUUAUGUUUCGGGAGAACGGGGCAUUCCACUAAUCAGACAAGAAUAGGAGCGCCAAGUCAAGGAUUCAAUUGUUAUAUAUGUUGUAGCUGAACUUGAACUUUAUUUUAGGUAUAUAAAAUAACCUUGGGAGACGAUCUCAUAGAAAAGCAACAAAAAUCUGACACUAAAUAGUGCCACUAACACACAUCUGGCCACAGAACAUAAUAGUUUUUAAAUUUUAAAAUAAGAGUGAAUGUAAAAAACAAGGUAAAUGUUCGAAAAUGUUGCUUUAUCUUCUAAUCUUUUCAUUCUUGUAAGUACAAGAUUUUACUAUUAUACAAGAUAGUACUAUAACGGUCACGCACGCUACAUAACAACUAGCGGAGAUCAAGUUUAAAAAUGAUGAAGCAAUGCAGGCUUAGUUGAUAAAUGACUUUUGUAUCAAUUAUUAUGAAGUCGGCGAUAACAUGUGAAGCUAAUAUUUAAUAAUAGAUGGUUUGAAAAGAAUCAUUUGGAAAUCGAAGCAUAGUAGACGCUUCAUCCAAAGUAUUAAAUUUCACGUCAUACUGAAAAAAAACGUCUACUUUUUAAAAAAAAAUAUACGUUUAAUAUAAAAUCCAUUGUAAGAUGCACCCAGGGCAGCCUUGCAGUGAAAUUUAUUUUUCGACACUUCGAACGCGCAUAUACUAGGCAUUCGGU